Molecule: messenger RNA, 1506 nt
Organism: Phanerochaete carnosa HHB-10118-sp
Lineage: Eukaryota; Fungi; Basidiomycota; Agaricomycetes; Polyporales; Phanerochaetaceae
Exons: 8
Coding region: 1-1506 (501 amino acids)
Biological process (GO): transmembrane transport
Molecular function (GO): transmembrane transporter activity
Source: RefSeq, a predicted model, not a curated record
AUGUCUCGCGAAGCGGACGCGUACCGCGAUCCACUCGAGUACCGCGAAGACUCGCCGCUGCUCGGUGCCAGCGACGACGACGAGGAUGCGAUCCCCCGGAGGCGGUUUGCACCGACGCCGCCACGCCGCCGGGCGCCCGCCACGCCCCUUCCCCGAGCCCAGCUCGCUGCGAUAUACACCAUCAAGCUCGUCGUGCCCGUCUCUGGCACACAGAUCAUGCCGUAUGUGAACAAGAUGGUCGCCGGCUUCGGCCUCCCCAACGAGCGCGACGUGGGAUACUACACCGGGUUGAUGUCGUUUGGCCAUACUGCCGGGGCGUUUUUGACUGUCUAUGCCUGGGGGAGGCUCUCUGACUGGAUAGGGCGGACCCCUGUUAUUGGCUUCGGGAUGUUUGGUCUCGCGCUCUCCACACUCUUGUUCGGCGCGUCCCAAACAUUCGCCAUGGCUCUAACCACUCGCUUCUUCAGUGGCAUAUUCAGCGGGUUCAUUGGCGUCAUCCACUCUGUCGUCGGCGAACUGACAGACCAGUCGAACCAGUCGGUGGCAUUCCCGUUCUACGACAUCAUCUCCGCUUUGGGAUUUGUGAUAGGCCCUGUCAUUGGUGGAGCGUUUGAAGAGCCUGCGACCGAGUUUGGUGGCUGGUUCGACAACGCUUUCUUUAGAGCAUAUCCUUAUAUCCUGCCAUGCAUCAUCUCAUCUGCCCUUGGAUUCCUCGCCGCAUUGCUGUCUGUCACUUUUCUGCGCGAGACACACCCGCGCAAGUCUCCCAAGUCGCCGUCUCCAGAGCCUAUACUCACCGUAGAGCCUGAGCCCGGCGAAGCUCCAAUACCGCUCGCCCUAGCCGAGAAGCCACCAAGCUUGCGAAGCUUGUUGGCCUUACCCGUCAUUCGCGCGCUCUGCGCUUCGCAGUGGAUGCUCGGCUUCGUCGCCGCGUGCUUCAACACGGUCUUCGUGCUCAUGGCGUACACACCCAUCGAGGACGGUGGCCUCUCGAUGAACCCGAAGAAGAUCGCAAGCGCUCUCUCCAUCAUGGGCCUCGUGUCCAUCGGGCUCAAGGGCGCGCUGCCCGUCUUCCUGCGCCGCCACGACGCGCUCGCCGUCUUCCGCUUCACGCUGCUCACCUGGCCGCUCACGUUCGCGCUCAUGCCGCCCCUGAACGCGCUCGCGCGGCGCGCGCAGGGCGGCGGCGCCGCGGACGAGGCGCUCCUCUGGGUCGCGAUCAGCUUCGUGCUCUUCAUGUCGCGUCUCGGGUGCCUCGCAUUCUCGAUCGUGAUGAUACUGACGAAAGACCAUACGCCGACGUCCUUUGCCCUCGGCACGACCAACAGCCUCUCCGAGUUCUCCCAGAUGCUCGGUGUCGCGGUCGAGCCGACAUGCAGCUCAAUCUUCGCGUUCUCGACCUCUCAUCACCUCCUCGGCGGACAUCUCUGGGCUGUGGUAAUCUGUAUUCUUUCGCUUCUUGGCGAUUACAGCGCAAGUCGCAUGGCGAAACAUCGUUAUACUUAA